ACACCCAGAGCUGCCGCCUCCUUUUGCCAUAAUGAGCGCUGACAUGACAGUGGAGCCGCGGCGGUGAGGGGGGAAGGAAGGAGCGCGUCGGUGACAGUCAGGCUGCGGGUCCGCAGCUCAACGCCGAAGCCAGCGCAGCCGAACCCGGAGCCCGAGCCCGAGCGGGGCGCGCAUGGCGUCCCUGGGCAGCGCGGAGCGACGCGCGUUCGCGCUCAAGAUCAACAGGCAUUCUUCUGCGGAGAUCAGGCGACACUUUGGUGGGAGCUAUGGGUUCUACCACAGCCGCUCCAACUCCAACGCCUCAGCCUCUCCCGCCCUCACUGUGCCCCAGUCAUAUGACGCAGUGGAGCCUCUGGACCUGGAGGAGUUCUUGAUCUCACAGCUACGAAGCGGCGACUCCGUCCUGAUGCAAGAAAUCGGAGACUUUCCCGAUGACGACCUCAAAGUGGAGCAGGUGGACAAGGAGUGUCGCACCGUUCGAGACUCCGUCCCCGCAGAAGGAGAGGAGCUGGAUCCCCAUGUGAGAGACUGCGUGAAGAGUUACACCCAGCCGUGGCUCGUGGUCUCUAGAAGGUGCCAGGGGGACGGCUGGAGCUCCUACUCGGAGCGGUCUGGUGUGCACAAGCUCCUUCGGAAACAGACGUUCGAGUCCGAUGUCCAGGCAGAAAACCAAGUGAAACCAGUCAAGUCUCCAACUCUAGCAGGACUGACUGAUGACUCUGGUCGCACUCUGACCUCUUCCGACUUCAACCUGCGCUGUUUAACUCCGGACCAGAGAGUGGAGGGACUGUUGGCCUUCAGCAGCCAUGAGGAGUUGGACCGCCUCAACCAGGAGGCCCGGCACAGCCACAGACCCACCGAGCUCUUUGCCCUGUGCCAACCAGCCGAUGAGGAGGACGCCGUCGAGAUCCGGCCCAUCCCUGACUGCCCUAAGGAACACGUCGGGGACCGUAUCCUGGUCCGAUGCCAGGCCAUCAAAUUCGAGAUUGACAUUGAGCCGUUGUUUGCGACGAUGGCUCUGUAUGACUUGAAGGAGAAGAAGAAGAUAUCAGAAAACUUCUACUGUGAUAUGAACUCGGAACAGUUCAGGAACUUCUUGAAGCCUCACACUCCACAAGUGGAUCUGUCCACGCAGGCCAGAUCGGCCAUCUUCUCCAUCACCUACCCUUCUCCAGACAUCUACCUAGUCAUAAAGAUUGAAAAGGUUCUACAGCAGGGAGAGAUCGGUGAGUGUGCCGACCCCUACAUGACUCUGAAGGAAUGCGACACUGCCAAGAACAAGGACAAACUUGAGAAGCUGCGUAACCAGGCAGAGAAUUUCUGCACCAGGCUGGGCCGUUAUCGCAUGCCUUUCGCCUGGGCCACGGUUAAAAUCAUGGAGGUCAUCUCUACCGCGACCCUAGAACGCGACGUCACAGACUCCGAUAGCUUGAAAGGAGGCAAAUCCAGCAGCAUUGACCGAAAAGCACAGCUUCCCAGGAGGAACUCGGAACGCUACAGUAUGAUGGAGGAACAGUUCUGCAACAUUUCUGCCUUCAAACCUGCUACAAUCACUAUCAGCACCAUCUUCAAACAGGAAGGAGACCGCUUGAGUGAUGAGGACCUGCUGAAGUUCUUAGCUGAGAUCAAGAAAACCUCUAAUGCACAGAGGAGACUCAAGACAAUACCAGGUUGGAUAAAGCUGGACAUGUCUCCAGUCCAUGACACACCGCUGGCGUGUUUGUCCACUGAGCUCAUCCCUCUGGUCCCUGCGGCUGAGAAAUUAACUCGGCCAAUCAAAGAGGUGCUGGAGUUCCCCUCCAGCGAGGUUUACGUCCCUCACAAUGUUUACAGGAACCUGCUCUACGUCUACCCCCAGAGGCUCAACUUUGUCAACAGGCUGACGUCGGCCAGAAACAUCUCCAUUAAAAUCCAGUUCAUGAGUGGAGAGGACCCCAGCCACACCCUGCCGGUCAUUUUUGGGAAAUCAAACAGCCCAGAGUUUCUACAGGAAGCCUACACCCCCGUCACCUACCACAACAAGUCCCCUGACUUCUACGAGGAGGUGAAGAUGAUUCUUCCGGCUCGUCUGACGGAGAGACACCACCUGCUGUUCACCUUCUACCACAUCAGCUGCCAGCAGAAGCAGAACCAGAGCGGCAGCUGCGAGACGCUCAUCGGUUACUCUUGGCUGCCCAUUCUGAACAAUGACCGCCUGCAGACCGGUUCGUUCUGUCUGCCUAUUAUUCUGGACAGGCUCCCCUUCAACUACUCCCUGCACACGCCUGAGAAACUUCCUCCUCAGGUUCCUCCAGUCAAAUGGAUGGAGAGCCACAAAGGACUUUUCAACCUCCAGAUUGACGCUGUUUCGUCUGUACACACACAGGACAAUCAUCUGGAGCGUUUCUUCACACUGUGCCAUGCCCUGGAGGGCGGCGCCACGUUCCCUCUGCGAGUCAGAGAUGAAAAGAUUCCCGAGAACAAGCUGGAGCACGAGUUGAAGCUCAGCAUCAUUUCCCUGUCCUCCUCCGGUUUGGAGCCUCUGGUCCUCUUCCUCCACCUGGUGCUGGAUAAACUCUUCACCCUCAUCAUGCAGCCCAUGGUCAUUGCUGGCCAGACCGCCAAUCUGGCCCAAAUAGCCUUCGAGUCUGUGGUGUCUAUUGUCAACAGCCUGCACAACAGUCAGGAGCUGAUCAGGGACCAGCAGGGCAGGAACAGCCUGUUGGCGACCUACCUUUACUGGGUGUUUCGUCUCCCUGACCCGCCUCGAGACAUGCAGAACAUAGGCUCAGGGAGCACGAUCCCGUCGUCGGAGAGCCGAUACAGCACCAUGGGCCGGGCCACGGCGGCCACGGUGGGCAGCAUGCUCCUCCAGUCCAGAGUCCGCAGCAGCAGCAACCCUGACAUUCCUGCUCCACACACCUCUGAUGAAGACACCGAGGUCAGCAACAUCCUCCUCUCCAAGGGUCUCAACAACCCAGGCAGCCGCAUGUCCACCUAUGUGGACGUGAACCACCAUCAGAACCCCACAGGGAGCACCAGGCCGUCCAGCCGGAAGCAGUUUCAUGAGGAGCUGGCCCUUCAGAUGGUCGUCAGCACUGGGGUCUGCAGAGAGAACGCAUACAAAUAUGCCUGGUUCUUCUUCGAACUACUGGUGAAAAGCAUGGCUCAGCAUGUGUCUCAGAUGGACAAGCAAUACGUCCCCCGGCGCAACCGCUUCUCGGACAGAUUUAAGGAUGACAUCGCCACCAUCGUCGCCGUGGUUACAGCUGAGAUUGCAACCAUCCUUGUGAAGCAGCAAAAAGAGGUAGAGCAAGCAGAGAAAGUCAACAUCAGCCUGGCUUUCUUCCUCUAUGACCUGCUGUCUCUCAUGGACCGGGGAUUUGUCUUCCAGCUGGUGAAAAACUACUGCAACACGAUGUCGACGAAAUGUGUUUCAAUGCCGACGCUGAUCAGCAUGCGCCUGGAGUUCCUGCGGAUCUUGUGCAGCCACGAGCAUUACCUCAACCUGAGCCUGUUCUUCAGUAGCCCUGCCUCGGCCCCCGCCUCACCUAGUCCGUCCAUCUCAUCGCAGGGUUCCGGCUCGUGCGGCUACCAGGAGCAGCAGCGGAUCCUGGGGCUGUUUGAGCUUUCUCCCGAGUUCAAGCAGCAGCACUACCUCGCUGGUCUGCUGCUGACGGAGCUCAGUGCAGCCCUGGACAUGGAAUCAGAGGGAGGAAAGGUCCAGAGAAAGGCCAUUAAUGCCAUCUACAGCCUGUUAUGUUCCCAUGAUCUUGACCAGCGCUGUGUUAAACCUGAGGUCAGAGCCAAGGUGGCCGCUCUCUACCUCCCCCUAGUGGGGAUCAUCAUAGACUCCACCAGCUACCUGGACUUCACUGUUGCCGAAGCACGUGGUGGGAAAAACAAGACAGGCGGGCCCGAGGAUGACCUUGAAAACGUCGCACCCAUCAAUCAGUGUGUUGCCAUGGCGAUUGCUGGGAACCCCAUCAGCACGCUGGGACGCAGUGCUCUCGUUUCCAUGGCAUCCCUGCAAGGUAAAUCUGUGGCCACCCUGGCAGCCGACACCAGCCGCCACCUGUUAGUGUGUUUUCUGUGGGUGAUGAAGAACGCCGAUAAGAGUCUGAUUCAGCGCUGGACUGUAGAGAUGCCUCCCUCGCAGCUCAACAAGCUGCUGGAGCUGCUCACGAUCUGCGUGUCCUGCUUUGAAUACAGGGGGAAGCAGAGCAGCGACAAAGUGAGCACCCAGGCCCUGCAGAAGUCACAGCAGGCCAAGCUGCAGCUGGAGGAGGCUCUGCUGAAAGGAAUGGGUGCCCGUGGGGAGAUGAUGAAACGGGUCGGAGGAACAGACAGGACCAUGGGUCAGAGAGAGAACCUGCGCUGGAGGAAAGACCGGACUCAGUGGAGACAGUCCAACGACAAGCAGGACAAGACUAAAGCCGAGUUGGACCAGGAGGCUCUGAUCAGUGGGAACUUGGCCACUGAGACAAACCUCAUCAUGCUAGAUCUCCUGGAGACCAUUGUCCAGGCGGUGCCGCUGGCCGAAUGCAAGGACAACGUGAUCGGCGGCGUGCUGAAAGUGUUACUCCACUCCCUCACCUGCAGCCAGAGCACGACUUUCCUCUCCCACACCUUCAGCACACUCAGAGCGCUUGUUGUGAAGUUCGCGGACCUGUUGUUCGAGGAGGAGGCGGAGCAGUGCGCGGACCUGUGCCAGAAGGUGCUCCAGUACUGCAGCAGCCCCGUGGAUGAAAACAGGAGCCAGGCCUGCGCCACCCUGUACGUCAUCAUGAGAUACAGCUUCAGCAAUGCCAGUAACUUCUCUAGGGUGAAGAUGCAGGUCACCAUGUCUUUAGCCUCGCUGGUGGGAAAGUCCUCCGACUUCCAGGAGGACAACCUGCGAUGCUCCCUGCGCACCAUUCUGGCCUACGCAGAGGAGGACACGGUGAUGCAGAACACCCAGCUGCCCUCGCAGGUGGACGAGCUUCUUCGAAACCUCAACAGUAUCCUGUCAGACACGGUGAAGAUGAGGGAGUUCCAGGAGGAUCCCGAGAUGCUCAUGGACCUCAUGUACAGGAUAGCGAAGGGCUACCAGACAUCUCCCGACCUCCGUCUGACCUGGCUCCAGAACAUGGCCGAGAAACACAAUAACAGGAAGUGCUACACUGAGUCAGCCAUGUGUCUGGUCCACGCCGCUGCCCUGGUGGCCGAGUACCUCAGCAUGUUGGAGGACCACAAGUACCUGCCCGUUGGCAGCGUCACCUUCCAGAACAUCUCCCCCAACGUGCUGGAGGAGUCGGCCGUGUCGGAUGACAUCCUGUCCCCAGACGAGGACGGGGUGUGUUCGGGACGCUACUUCACUGAGAGCGGCCUGGUGGGGCUGCUGGAGCAGGCUGCCGAGCUCUUCAGCAAUGGGGGUCUCUACGAGGCAGUCAAUGAGGUCUACAAGAUCAUCGUACCAAUUUUAGAGGCUCACCGAGACUUCAGGAAACUGGCAUCCACUCAUGACAAACUCCAGAGAGCCUUUGAUAACAUCAUUCAGAAGGGCCAUAAGAGGAUGUUUGGAACCUAUUUCCGUGUGGGCUUUUACGGCGCCAAGUUUGGCGACCUGGACGAGCGGGAAUUCAUUUACAAGGAGCCGGGGAUCACGCACCUGCCCGAGAUAUCGCACAGGCUGGAGAACUUCUACAGUCAGUGCUUUGGAGACGACACGUUAGUGAUGAUCAAGGAUUCUACACCAGUGGACAGAAAGCAGCUCAAUUCCAGUAAAGCGUACAUCCAGAUCACUUUCGUGGAGCCUUACUUUGAUGACUACGAGAUGAAAGACCGGCUGACGAACUUCGAGAAGAACUUCAAUCUGCGCCGCUUCAUGUACACCACGCCCUUCACCAAGGGCGGGAGGCCGCGCGGCGAGCUCUACGAGCAGUACAAGAGGAAGACCAUCCUCACCACCAUGCACGCCUUCCCCUACGUCAAGACGCGCAUCAACGUCAUCCAGAAGGAGGAGUUCGACCUCACCCCCAUUGAGGUGGCCAUAGAGGACAUGCAGAAGAAGACCAGGGAGCUGGCGUCGGCCACUCAUCGAGAGCAACCCGAUGCUAAGAUGUUACAGAUGCAGCUGCAGGGCUCGGUGGGAGCCACCGUCAACCAGGGCCCAUUAGAGGUGGCCCAGGUCUUCCUGAAUGAGAUCCCGGCGGAUCCGAAGCUCUUCCGUCAUCACAAUAAACUGCGCCUGUGCUUCAAGGAGUUUAUAAUGAGGUGUGGAGAGGCCGUGGAGAAGAAUAAGCACCUGAUCGCGGCGGACCAGAAAGAGUACCAGCAGGAGCUGAAGAAGAACUACAACCGCCUGAGGGAGAACCUGAGGCCUAUGCUGGAGAGGAAGAUUCCUGAGCUCUAUAAACCCAUCAUCAGACCUCGUCUGGAAAACAGGGAUUCUUUCAAACGUCUGAGUCUCCGCAGAGCUCCGGAGGAAAACGCCUGAGACGCCACGACCCGUCUGAGAGAGAGAGAGAGAGAGAGAGAGAGACAGAGAAGGAAGGCGAGGCUGUCACACAGUCGAGACGAAGACAGAAGAUAAGAUGAAAGAGGAGAAAAACAAGGAAAGAACUGUGGCUGGUGAUAUUCCUCUGCGUGGGAUCAGCGCAUUGCGACCACAAUGGAGGACUCACAGUUCCUCAGCAAUGCAGCAGUGUUUAUUAAAGGCUGCCGUUUAGUGACGUCAUGGUUGUUUGUUACAGGAGGCAAAAGAAGGGUGAGCACGUAAACACAGGAGGUUCGAAUCUCUAGCGAAGUGUAGCUUAUUCAGUAUGUCACUGUAAAAUCUUCAGAUGCUGUGGCUCUGUCGGUUUCCUUUUUUUUAGAUGACUGCAAGUCCUAAUAAUGCUGCAAACAUUCCCUCUGGGUUGAUAAAGAAGCAGACUGGAGUUCCUCUCUGAGGUCCUUGCUGGCCCAGGGCCUGUAUGUGUGUGUUAAUAAUACUCGUGUGUACGUGUACAUAGAGUAAAUGUAUGAUUGAACACAUUUUUAUUUGGAUUUGAUGAUUCCUGUCUCAUACUGAAGCCACUUUGUACUCAGUACUGAUAAAUAAGACUGCUGUGUGCUACAGGGCCAUUGAAUUUCCACUUGGGGCAUAUAUACAUUAAAGUUGUGCCAGUUACAGCAGCAGGAGUACAAAUGGUUUUGUGCACUUGAUAAAAAGAUAAAGUUUUUCUGUGUUCUAGUAAGUUUUAAAGUCAAACAGUACCUGUUGUUUUUGUUGGGCAUCCUGCACCUGACCAUGUAGCUGAAUAUUUUAAUUUAUUAAGAGUUAUCAGAUGUCUUCAUAACAGAGCCUCUAAAACCCACAUUCUGUACAGUAUCUAGUACAUCAAAUAAUCACAAAGAUGUUUACAAUGCUAUGAAAAAUUAUUUUGCCUUUCAUUUUAAGGACUUGUAUUUUUAGAUAAAUAAUAGCAAUAAUGAUUGGAAAUAUUAUGUGGGAGGAAGGGGUGUGCAGUAAUUGUCUCGUUGUACUGUUUGUUCCAGUGAUUUCAAUACCUGCUUGUUAGUCGACCAUGUUACACACAGUGCCAAAUUAAAUUCCUUUACAAUUUA
Messenger RNA from Betta splendens (Siamese fighting fish), 7569 nucleotides. It is a transcript of the gene dock8, whose product is annotated as dedicator of cytokinesis 8. The transcript has 48 exons. Gene Ontology annotation, molecular function: guanyl-nucleotide exchange factor activity. The record is from RefSeq and is a predicted model, not a curated record. Gene Ontology annotation, cellular component: cell leading edge. Gene Ontology annotation, biological process: positive regulation of establishment of T cell polarity; small GTPase-mediated signal transduction; positive regulation of T cell migration. Lineage: Eukaryota; Metazoa; Chordata; Actinopteri; Anabantiformes; Osphronemidae. The coding region runs from base 173 to 6457 and encodes 2094 amino acids.